AUGUCGGGUAAGGUACAGAAGCUUGCAGCUUCUGCCCAACGGCAGAUGAAUGCCGUGGUGGUGUCUUCAGGUCUUAUGCAUAAGACUGUGAAGGUGCGUGUUGGAGUUCAAAAAUGGAACAACCACAUUCGAAAGGAUUUCAAUGGCACUCAACACCUGAUGGUACAUGAUCCAGCAUCAUCCCUCCGAACCGGCGACAUUAUCAGUAUAUCGUCCGGUUGGCGUGUAAGCAAAAAUGUACAUCAUGUAGUACGCAGUAUACUAGCACCUUUCGGCGAACCAAUUGAGGCGAGACCAGCAGUUCCAACGGAAGAACAGAGAAUGGCGGAAAGGAUCGCAAAACAAGACGCCAAGAUAGCAAGGAAGCAGGCGCGCGAAAGGGGUUAUAUCUUGCCAAAAGACUCCUAUACACCAGAAGAACUCCAAACAAUCAAGGAAAGGCGGCAGGCUAAAAGGGACAAAUGGAUACAAGGUUAUGAGGCCGCCAAAGGAGAACCCAUGCCCGACAAGUUGAAGUUUCGUUUUAUGAAUUACCAAGAGAAGGUGGAGUAUUGCGAGGCCAAUGAUCUGCCGAUUCCAGAACACAAGCCAGUGGUAAAGAAGGAGAAGGUAGCGGCUAUGCCACCUACCUCCGAGGAGCUUGCUGCGAUUAGACAACAACGACAAGCAAAAAGGGAAGAACGGUCGAAGUUGUACAAAGAGCGAACAGGUACGGAAAUACCGGAUUGGCAGCUCUAUAGCUGGAUGAAUGUAGCGGAGCGCAAAGAAUGGCACGCAAGAGACCCCGAGACAGCUCGGACGGCAGAGCUCAAGUGGAGAGAAAAUCGGGAGAUAAAGUAUAAUCAGUCGAAGAACUUGUAA
Glarea lozoyensis ATCC 20868 is the source of this 861-nucleotide messenger RNA. RefSeq names its product Nucleic acid-binding protein. Gene Ontology annotation, biological process: translation. Gene Ontology annotation, molecular function: structural constituent of ribosome. The transcript is spliced from 2 exons. NCBI's taxonomy places the organism in Eukaryota, Fungi, Ascomycota, Leotiomycetes, Helotiales, Helotiaceae. Gene Ontology annotation, cellular component: ribosome. The record is from RefSeq and is a predicted model, not a curated record. The coding region runs from base 1 to 861 and encodes 286 amino acids.